This is a messenger RNA of Ustilaginoidea virens, 1395 nucleotides long. RefSeq lists its product as uncharacterized. NCBI's taxonomy places the organism in Eukaryota, Fungi, Ascomycota, Sordariomycetes, Hypocreales, Clavicipitaceae. The transcript is spliced from 3 exons. Gene Ontology annotation, biological process: NAD+ biosynthetic process. The record is from RefSeq and is a predicted model, not a curated record. Gene Ontology annotation, molecular function: nicotinate phosphoribosyltransferase activity. Bases 1 to 1395 code for a protein of 464 amino acids.
AUGGAGUUCAACAGCGCUUCGCCUUUCCCAGAAGGGGUCAUUUCCUUUCUAGACACUGACCUUUACAAGCUGACGAUGCAAUGCGCCGUUUUCAAAUUCUUCAGGGACGUUCCUGUGAGCUACUUAUACACGAACCGAACCCCUGAGAAGACGUUGUCUAGGGCUGCUUUCCGUUGGCUCGAGGAACAAAUCAACAAACUCGGCAACAUCUCUCUCUCGCCAGAAGAGUACCGGUUCUUGGAAACUCACUGCAGUUAUUUUACGGAGGAUUAUCUUGAAUACUUGAGGGAAUUCCGAUUACGACCCAGAGAACAAAUAUCUAUCAGGUUUACGCCGACUGGCGUGGACUCUGGAUCUGAUUCGGAUGUCGGUAGCAUCGACAUCAAGAUUCAAGGAUCGUGGUCGGAUACCAUCUUGUACGAAAUUCCGAUUCUCGCUCUGACUUCGGAAGCAUAUUUUCGCUUCAUGGACACAGACUGGAACUACGAUGGACAGGAGGACCUCGCUUUUGACAAGGGGAUGCGUCUCCUCGAGGCAGGGUGCAUUGUAUCUGAAUUCGGCACCAGACGGAGGCGUGACUACCACACUCAGGCUCUGGUUUUCCGGGGCCUGGUGAAGGCUUCCAAGGCCGCAGAGGCAAAGGGAUAUCCCGGAAAGCUCUCAGGCACGUCAAAUGUCCAUCUGGCCAUGCGUUUCGGCAUCCCCCCCGUCGGAACCGUUGCCCACGAGUGGUUCAUGGGCAUUGCCGCCAUUUUCGACGACUACAAGAAGGCCACCGAACUGGCCCUUGGUCAUUGGGUUGGCUGCUUCGGCUCCAACCUGGCUAUCGCAUUAACCGAUACCUUUGGCACCCCAGAGUUCCUCAAGUCAUUCAGUCUUCCAGUGCGGACUGUCGAAGGGGGCAUUCCAGCAGACGCCUUUAAAAGAGCGGAUGGCACUGCCAAGACCUACGCAGAGCUGUUCACUGGCGUGCGCCAAGACUCGGGAGAUCCGGCGGAAUAUGCUAAGCUGAUGCGAAACUAUUACGACCAGAAUGGCAUCAAGGAUAAAAAGGUCAUUGUCUUUUCGGACUCGCUGAAUAUUGAGCGUUGUUUGGAGUACAAGAAGAUUUCCGAGGGCCUUGGCUUUCAACCAACAUUCGGCGUCGGCACGUUUUUGACCAAUGAUUUUACUCACCUGAAGACGGGGAAAAAGUCGGUACCCUUGAAUAUUGUCAUCAAACUAAGCUCAGCGGCUGGACGGCCGGCAAUAAAAAUCAGUGACAAUGCAGGCAAAAACACUGGGGACAAGGAUCUCGUUGAGCGGGUCAAGAAAGAACUUGGUUACGUUGAACGAGACUGGAAAGAUGGCGAUGAGAGAUGUCGCUGGGGUAAAGAGGAGAGGGCACAAGCAUAG